Messenger RNA from Dermatophagoides pteronyssinus (European house dust mite), 1063 nucleotides. RefSeq lists its product as uncharacterized. The record is from RefSeq and is a predicted model, not a curated record. Gene Ontology annotation, biological process: anatomical structure development; regulation of transcription by RNA polymerase II. Lineage: Eukaryota; Metazoa; Arthropoda; Arachnida; Sarcoptiformes; Pyroglyphidae. Gene Ontology annotation, molecular function: DNA-binding transcription factor activity, RNA polymerase II-specific; RNA polymerase II cis-regulatory region sequence-specific DNA binding.
UCAACAACGACGACGGCGAAUCUGACCAGGAAUUUCGGUUAUCCAAAAACCAAAACCCGAACCGAAAAUUUAAAAGGAUUUUUUGUCACAGACACACACACCAACCGAUCAUCAUCAUCAGUUACCGAUUAGUUUUUGGAUUGUCAACGUAAUCAUCAACAACCUCGAAAACCAGAAAAGAAGAAACCAGAAAAAGAAUAUGCCUCAUACAGGUCAAGCUGGUAUCAAUCAAUUAGGUGGUAUAUUUGUAAAUGGUCGUCCAUUACCAUUACAUGUUCGUCAUCGUAUUAUUGAAUUAGCAUUAUUAGGUGUUAGACCAUGUGAUAUAUCCAGGCAAUUAUUAGUAUCACAUGGUUGUGUAUCAAAAAUUUUAACCAGAUUUUAUGAAACAGGUGGUAAAAAUAAUAAUCGAUCGGGAUCAAAUUCAAACAACAACAACAACAACAACAAUUCCAACAAUUCAACACCAAAUUUAGUAAAAAGAAUAUUACGUUUACGUAAUGAAAAUCCAGCAUUAUUUGCAUGGGAAAUACGUGAAUUAUUACGUAAAGAAUUACAACAAUCAUCAUCAUCAUCAUCAUCAACAUCAACAACAUUAUCAUCAAAUGAUGACGUAUCAAUCAAUAAUUCUGAUAAUCAUCAUCAUCAAGGGUUAAAUCUUCAAUCAUCAUCAUCAUUACCUGGAACAUCCGCAAAUCAUCAUCAACAACAACCGCAACAAUCAUCAUCAUCGAUGAUCAAUCGAUCGAUUAUAGAUCCGGUGACAAUAAAUUUCCAGCCAUCAACAUCAUCAUCAACAUCGUUAUCGACGAAUGUAAAUUAUUUAAAUAUUUUAAAUUCAUCAUCAUCAUCGACAUCGACAUCAACAUUUGUGCAAUCAUUAUAUCAAUCAUCAUCAUCAUCAACAACAUCUAAUCAUCAUCAUUGGAAUGCAAUUAUUUCACAUUAUCAACAACAACAACAACAACAAUUUCAACAACAACAACAACAACAACAACCAAUAAAUCGAUCAUCAAAACGUAAAUUUAAAACAUAUUUGAUUGAUGAAAUAUUGAAAAAUGAU